AAAUCCUUCCAAUUCAAACUAAACCCAAUUAAUCAAAUCAAAUGGGUACCCGAAAUUCACUCCUUCACUGUCCGUAAAGCUAAAAAAUCAUCAAAAUAGCCAUUGAUUCACUACCCUAAUCCUUAAUCCUUCUUCACAAGUGUAAAACCAGAACAAGAACAAGAACAAUCCACCACUUGGCUAAUCUACUGCUACUGCUUCUUCUUCUUCAACUAACCAAGGGUCAUUUCGUUUUUCGUUUGCAACUCUUGGGAUCUUUCAUUUCCCCUUCAAAAAUGAUGUAUCGCUUUAGGUUUCACACAGCAACCUCGUGAGACCACUUAUUGCGGGUCUCUAAGAGACUGCAUAAUUUCUUGGAUGAACUUGUUUAGAGGCAAAUUUCUUUGCGCCCUUGGAUCCAAAUCUUGUUCUCUCGAUGUCUGUUCAAGAGAAGUUUUCUUCGUUGCCAUCAUCAAGUCCUGCUCGAGAGGAUGAUCCAUUGCUGAAGGAUUUGAAUGAGAGGAAGCAGAGCUUCAGGCGAAAUGUUGUGUCGUUGGCGGCGGAGUUGAAGGAGGCUCGAAGCCGCCUUUCGUCUCAGGAAGAAUCGUUUGCUAAAGAGACUCAAACAAGGCAGGAAGCAGAGACUAAGGCUAAGACUAUGGAACAAGAAAUUGGGAGAUUGCAUGUGGAAUUGGAAGAGAGGGAUGAACAGCUGAAGGUUUCUGCAACUACUGCCACCAAGUAUCUCCAUGAGUUGGAUGGACUAAGAUUACAGCUUGCUGCCACCCAAGCAACUGCUGAUGCAAGUGCUGCAUCAGCUCAAUCUGCACAGAACCAGUGUUUAGUGCUUUUGAAGGAAUUAGACGAAAAGAACACUUGUAUAAAAGAGCAUGAAGAUCGAGUAAAAAGGUUAGGAGAACAACUUGACAAUCUACAGAAAGAUCUCCAGGCAAGGGAAUCUUCUCAGAAGCAACUGAAGGAUGAAGUGAUGAGAGUUGAGCAUGAUAUUAUGGAAGCUCUAGUCAAAUCUGGUGUGAGCAAGGAUUGUGAACUGAGGAAGAUAUUAGAUGAAGUUUCCCCCAGAAAUUUGGAGAAGAUCAAUAAGUUGUUGAUGGCCAAAGAUGAAGAGAUAGUGAAACUCAAAAAUGAAAUCAAGAUGAUGUCUGCUCACUGGAAGCUUAAAACUAAGGAGUUGGAAUCACAAGUAUGCAAACAUAUUCGGCUAUACUGUGUACAGUGUACUUCCUCGUAUCAUUUUUCACAUUCAUUUAUAUAUUUUGAAAUUUCUUAUCAACAGUUAGAGAAACAACGACGAGCCGACCAAGAGCUGAAAAAGAGGGUCUUGAAGCUGGAGUUCUGUCUGCAAGAAGCUCGCACUCAGACACGGAAACUUCAAAGAAUCGGAGAGCGACGGGAGAAAGCCAUAAAGGAAUUGAGAGAUCAGUUGGCGGGAAAACAAGGUGGUGCUGGUCCUGCUGCAGAUUCCGAAAAGCAGAACUUUUGGGAAACGUCAGGGUUCAAGGUUGUGGUUUCGAUGUCGAUGUUGAUAUUGGUAGUAUUUUCUAAGCGAUGAAGUAGAUCAUUAGAAUGUAUAGUAGUAUGGGUAGGAGUCUCAUUUUGGAGGACUUACAGUAUAGGGAGCAGCAUGUAGAGGAGAAUUUUGCCCUUGUUCUUCAUUUAGCUCUAGGAAAAGGAAGAAAGACCACUAGAAAAUCUUUAUGCUAAUAUGUUAAAAGAUUUACAGCGACAGUGGUAUUUUCCCAAAAUCACAGGAGAAGUGAUUCUGUAUCUAAAUGUAGAAAGCCUUUUGAUGAAUGGCGUUUGUUCAUUUUAA
This is a messenger RNA of Benincasa hispida (wax gourd), 1813 nucleotides long. RefSeq names its product nuclear envelope-associated protein 2-like. Lineage: Eukaryota; Viridiplantae; Streptophyta; Magnoliopsida; Cucurbitales; Cucurbitaceae. The record is from RefSeq and is a predicted model, not a curated record.